AUGGGAGUUACAUUCGAAGAAAAUGAAGACAAUGAAAUUGCAGAAGCAGGAGACCUUGAGGUGCCAAAGCCUCGCCCUCGAAUGAACAGACGCCAAUCCCGACGUGCAUCAAUCAUGGCUCCUCGCAAUCUCGAGCUCGAGGCUCAACAAAAGGCAGCCUUCAAGGAAAAGAAAUGGCCAUACAACAUGUUCAAAGGUUUUGAGACUGACAGGGCGAAAUGGAUCACCCUCAUGGGAUGUACCUCCAGUGCUAUCGUCCUCGGUGUUCGGUUAUAUCUGGAUACUUAUCCCUUGGCCUACGUCAUACAUAGCAUCAUUGUGUUCUUUGAUAUGAUUCUCAUUCACAUGUUCACGAAAUCGUCAUGGCUAUCCAUAACAGGGGAAGUCAUCACUUAUAUCCACGUAAUUUUGUUCACCCUGACGAAGGAGUCUGUCUGGGAAUUGCUAGAAACUGUCUUGUUGGCUGUCCUGUCAAGCAUCUACAUGAUCAACGACCGCAAAAAGGUCAUGCAAGAACGUGACCAGAAAGAUAUGGAUUUGGACUCACUUCGGGAACGUGGGGCGUUGCUCCUCCGCAACAUUCACCAAAUUCAUGAAGCCAUUGAGGACCAUCAUGAAGCGACUGGGAAACCAAUGCGCGAGUCAAUCGUUGUGCAGAUGCGAAAUGAAAGGAACGCUUUGGCGGCACUCCAAAAGGGGACCCUGAAGGAACCCAGCGGUGAUUUGAAGAAAGAAAAGAGCACUGAUAUCGAAUCGACGCAAGGGACAGAAACUGACUCGGACAUUGUCGAAGAUUCCGAGUUGACACGACAACUGCUACAACCUGGCGAAAAUACCUGUUCGGUAAAACAGUUCAAGUCUCGCAUCAACACUUUUUUCAAACCUUUCUCUGAGAAAAUUGCCUGCACGGAGGAGAAAUGCGAGAAAACCAAUGAGUUUCGUGAAACAUUUUUCGAAUAUUUCCUUGAUGGAGCAGCUGGUGUCAUGUACACUAGUUUUUUGGGGCUCGUCAUUGAUGCUUUCAUGAAUUACGGAAACAGUCCAUACUAA
This is a messenger RNA of Cylindrotheca closterium, 1050 nucleotides long. The record is from the annotation of a GenBank genome assembly. Lineage: Eukaryota; Bacillariophyta; Bacillariophyceae; Bacillariales; Bacillariaceae.